Molecule: messenger RNA, 2993 nt
Organism: Linepithema humile (Argentine ant)
Lineage: Eukaryota; Metazoa; Arthropoda; Insecta; Hymenoptera; Formicidae
Source: RefSeq, a predicted model, not a curated record
UCAUCCAGCAGGGAAGAAGGAUCCACCUGAAGUCGAUUAUCUUUUAUAUUCUUUUUCUCCUCUUAUUUCUUGGAAACAGUUUAAACGGAAACAUUAAUUGCUCAAAGUUACCAUGAGCUUAAGAAAGCUGCAUUAUAAAGAUUUUUUAACAAUUGUUUUAGAAAUACAAAUACCAAAAUUUACGUAACAAUUUCGCAAAAUUGUGCGUCAGAUUAUCGAGUAGCGUGAUUAACAUAGAUCAAAUUGUCCAAUUGUGUUGCAACAAGUACGAGAAGUAAUACAGUGAUACUCUUGACAAUGUCACGAACAUCCUGACAGAGGAUUUUUAAUUGCUCAGAGGACAGAGGACAGAGGACAGUUUAAUUGCUCAUUUUUCAAAUAUUUUGGUAAUUUUGAUUCCUUAGAACAAAUUACAAAGAUUGAGAGAUAGAACAAAAAAAAAUUUUUCUUGACAAUCAAUUCCAAAGAUCUGUCUAAGUCGCCAAUAAUGUAAAUACGUGAUCAGUGAUCUCACACAAAUUUUCUAUAAACGCGUCGUAAAUUUUUUCUGUGAACAUUUGAUAGAUAAAAAUGAAGAGCGCAAUGCGUUUGCCGUUACUCACUUUACUUAUACUUUCCGCGAUCUCCGCCGAGGAAAUAUCUACCGAUAUUCCGAACGUAGAAGAACCGAUACUUCGAAUUAGAAGCUUACCAGCGACAAUCAAUGUGCCCGAAAAAAACUGGACCAGCCUGUCCGAUAUGCUGGAUGUUUUCAGUGCGCGUAAUUUAAUAAGAAAUUGGGUCGAAAGAAAGCACAACAUCGGAGUACAAUGCGAUAAAGACAUCACGACGUACGUCGAUGCUUUGAAGAAGGAAGAAUUAUGGGCGCUUAAAGUGGACGACGCAUCGGGAAGAUUUACCAAUGGGUUCUUCUGGGGUAACUCAUAUUUCACGGGAUCAGCCACCGAAUGUGAUUACAUCGGGCAAAAAUAUAUUCAAAAACAUUCCAAAAUUGCUGCGGAAUUAUCGAUCCAAGAAGUGCGAGAAUUUAAUGCGGAACCAAGAAAAAAGGUCAAUGUGGGUUUUAGCGGAAAAGAUACAUUGACCGAAGCAAAUUUUUCUGAUAUACCACCUUAUCAUUUGGGAUUCUAUAUGAUGAGGAUUUCCAUAAACGCAUCCCGAUAUACAUCAACAAGAUUGAUUCAUCUUGGCGUUUGUUUGCCAUUUUCAUGCUCUGCUUCCGACGUCGCCAUAAUUGGCAAACUUGCCGCAGGCGAAUUUGCAAUUAAACACUCGGCUAUAGAAAAAGUUAGAGAUCAGCACAAUCCGUAUGAUAUGUACACGGAUCCAGUUUUCUGGGUUUUGUUCGGUGUCAGCGUAAUAGUUUCGAUAUUGAUGAUCCUUGGCACUGGAUAUGAUUAUUAUUUAUUAAAUAAAGUAACCCGCAAGAAAAAUGUAAUCUACGACUUAGAGAAGCACGGAAAAUUCGAUGAUCUUACUAAUGGCAAUCAAAAACUAAAUGCUUUUCAAGGUAAGGUCUACCUUCCUGUUCCAGUGGCAGAUUCUAGCAGCAACGGUGUGCAGCAGAUUAAUAAUAACAACGAUCGUGAGAAUGACUCGCAGCCAUCCACCACGGAAGGACAACUUAGCGUCUUCGAGGAACUUCUACUUUCGUUCUCCGUUAUAACCAACUUGAGAGUCAUCUGCGACCGUAACGUGGGCGGAGACACCAUCAGCACCGUGCACGGGAUCAGGGCGAUAUCGAUGGCCUGGGUCAUUCUUGGGCACACGUGCAUCGUCAUCUUUAAGUAUUCGGAUAACAUGGAGUAUCGCAAAAUAGUGGAGAAGAGAUUCCUCUUUCAGACCAUCACGAAUGGAGCCUUCAGCGUCGACACCUUUUUCUUUAUGAGUGGUUUGCUGGUCAGCUUCCUGUAUUUCAGAACUAAUGCUAAGGGAGACUUGAAAAGACUCACGCAGGGCACGCGAGGCUUUGCUGCUGGCAGUCUGAAGUUCCUCGGCCUACUUAUUUACAGAUUUUGCAGACUCACUACGCCGUAUAUGUUCGUGCUGGGCACAGUCGAGAUUACCAUGAAGCAUUUUUACGCAAACUCUGUCUUCGAGCCUCCCACGGCAGAUCAUUAUAAUUGCCCCAAUUAUUGGUGGAGAAAUUUGCUUUAUAUCAACACUUGGUUCCCCGUCGAACAAAUGUGUAUGCUUUGGAGCUGGUACCUUGCGGAUGAUACGCAGUUCUACAUAGUGGGUGGAGUCAUACUAAUACUGGCUACGAAUCACUUCAAAAUCGCAGCUUUCGCGUUAGUCAGUCUAUUGAUCAGUUCAUGGGCAACUACUGGCUACAUUGCUUUAGUCAACAAUCACAUGCCAAGCUCGGACGACCCGUUAGCACUGUUCGAUAAGAUCUAUGACAAGCCGUGGACAAGAUUAGGUCCCUAUCUGAUUGGAAUGUCCGUCGGCUACUUCCUCUUUAAGACUGAUUGCAAAGUGAAAAUGUCCAAGACUACUGUCGUUGUAGGAUGGCUUCUAUCUGCCGCCUGUCUCUUGAGUUUGCUUUACGGUUUAUAUGAAGCAGAACUUGCACCUGUUACAGCCGCUGCAUAUUCUUCAUUGAGUCACAGCGCAUGGGCGUUGAGCUUAGCAUGGAUCGUGAUAGCAUGUAGUACUGGCUACGGAGGAUACGUAAAUAAAAUACUGUCAUGGCCAUUCUUGUACCCGUUUAGCAGAGUGACUUACUGCGCUUAUCUAGUUCAUCCACUUGUAAUUCGGUUAACCGCUAUGAAUAUAGACUCUCCAUUUCAUUUGGGAAAAGAUAUAGUGAUGAUAACAUUCUUGGGACAAAUAGUAUUAUCUUUCGCGUUGUCCUUUGUUGUAUCAGUCACCUUUGAAGCACCAGUAGUCAGUAUGCUGAAGAUUCUUUCACCGAAAAAGCGAAAACGUAUACAAUAGAGAUUAAGAUAUAUAUUUAAUAUACACCGAAUGCUCAUACGGUUAUUUAUACA